GGUGUUUAAGGAUUCGAACGCACCUCAUCAAGUCAUUCAUUCCCGCUGUUGAGUUAAAAAGGAGGAAAAGAAAAGAAAACGUGUACUUCCUCCUCCUUCAUUCUCACUUCCGAGGGGUUUUUGCAGCUUCUUCUCCUUCUCAUCUCCGUCUAACUUCCGUCAUAAACAAUUCUCUCCGUCUCUCUAAAAUCAUCUGUUCAUCUUCUGAGUCUUCCUUUAAUUCUGAUGUCGGUAUCAGAAAAGAGAUCUUCAAAUCCAAUUUCGUCAAAUCCCCAAUUCCAAUUGAAUUCUCGAAAUCCACAAUCUACUUCUUCAUCUUCUUCUGGUUUUGCUAACGGUGGUUCUACUUUAAACCACCGUCAAUACCCUUUCUCUCCUUCAUCUACUGCUUCUACUACUAAACCCUCUUCCGCUUUUUCUCUCUCUUCUUUGUCUUCUUCUCUUGUUGGAUGUAAUCGUACAGCUGUUGCUGCUGCUGGAGGUGGUGGUGGCGGCAAGUUAGAAACAUUCUACAGAGACGCUACUGCAAAAGCGAUUGUUGAGAAAGAUGGCCGUGCUCAGGCUGGAGAAUGGGUCACUAACAAAGAACAAUUAGAGGCUAUUAGUAGCCAGGGUACAUCUAUGUCAGGCGUAGGUUGCAAGCGUUACCAGACUGGUGAAAGGGUAAACGGCCAGGGGUAUACAGACGCAGCUAACAGUCCUCUUCAUCCAGCCUCAGCCGGUACCAAGCGUUACGGCAGAACGAGUACGAAAAAUACAAGUUCUGGUCCUCAAACGUCUCAAUCAACUGAUGACUUUGCAGCUAAUUUACUAACACCAACUGGUAGCUGUCGAUACGAUAGUUCUUUAGGUUUGCUAACAAAGAAAUUCAUAAGCUUGAUCCUGGAGGCCAAGGAUGGCAUUCUUGAUCUGAACAAAACUGCAGAUAUUCUAAAGGUACAAAAGAGGAGAAUAUAUGAUAUUACUAAUGUUCUUGAAGGAAUAGGAUUAAUAGAGAAAACAUCGAAGAACAAUAUAAGAUGGAAGGGGCUUGGGAUGCAAAUGCCAAUGGAUCUGGAUGACGAAGUUACUAAACUAAAGGCUGACAUAGAAAGUGAAUAUGAUGAAGAACGCAGGCUUGACACAAAGAUAAGAGCAAAACAAGAGAGGCUGAGGAGCUUGGGUGCUGAUGAGAACUGUCAAAGGUUUCUCUUCUUAACCGAAGAAGAUAUCAUGAGCAUCCCAAACUAUCAGAAUAACACACUUAUUGCAAUAAAAGCUCCUCAAGCAAGCUCUCUUGAAGUCCCAGAUCCUGACGAGGUGGUCGAUUAUCCACAGAAGCACUUCCGGAUGAUAGUUAGAAGCACAACAGGACCUAUUGAUGUGUACUUAGUGAGCAAAUACCAAGAGGGGCCAGAGGAUAUAAUUGUUAAGCGAGGCGGGCAAAUACAUUCAAAUAUGGAGACAAGUGACUUCAGAAGGGAAGGCACAUGCUCGAGACAAGUACAAGAUACUGGUUGCUUAUCCAAUGCACAACAGGAUCGAGAAAAUCAAAAUGUUUCCUGCGACUCACUAGGCUCCCUGAAUUCUGCCACUGGCAUUCAGAAAAUUGUUCCAUCAGAUGCUAAUAUUGACGAUGAUUAUUGGUUCCGGUCAGAUCUUGAAGUGAGCAUUACAGAUUUGUGGGCAACCGAGGAUUGGGCUGAAGUAGAUGAAUUACUUAAAGACAACGACGAGUUACCAGAGAGUACUAGUAAUGCAACAUCAACCCAACAUGUUCCUCAGGUACCAAUACCAUCAUCAGGUGUUGUGGUGAAUGGACUUUGUAUGGAGAAGACUUGAGAAAGGAAAGCUAAGUUUGUAAAGCUACUGGAGGGUCAAAAUUUUCUUGUAUUAUUAACAUUGAUUUAUCUAAUGAGAAGUUGGAGAAGCAUUUAGGAUUCUGUUUCUCCGUCCUAAGGAAACAUGGAUACACACUUACGGGCAUGGGCUUUUGUUGUCGACGAAGUUAGAUCUCUAUCGAGUUUGAUCAACUGAUGAGUUAAGAGACAUACAGAACGGUGUUUCUUUAUUAUUGGGGCAGCACCUGACCAUCCUGGAAUUUACAUCCGAUACAUUGAGUAAAUCGGUGAGUUGAUUUUCCAAAUUUUCCAAAAACCUACCGGCGCUUCAAGGAUUUCAAGGGAUUCUUUGGAGUUACAUUUUUUUUCCAUUCGUAAAUAUAGUUUCACAUUUAAUUAAAUUUUGAUUAAUACAAGAGAAACAUUUUACCAAAAAUAGGAGAAAAAUAUGGAACAUUUUGGA
This is a messenger RNA of Papaver somniferum (opium poppy), 2283 nucleotides long. RefSeq names its product transcription factor E2FB-like. NCBI's taxonomy places the organism in Eukaryota, Viridiplantae, Streptophyta, Magnoliopsida, Ranunculales, Papaveraceae. Gene Ontology annotation, cellular component: RNA polymerase II transcription regulator complex. The transcript is spliced from 14 exons. Gene Ontology annotation, biological process: regulation of transcription by RNA polymerase II. The coding region runs from base 226 to 1821 and encodes 531 amino acids. The record is from RefSeq and is a predicted model, not a curated record. Gene Ontology annotation, molecular function: DNA-binding transcription factor activity, RNA polymerase II-specific; RNA polymerase II cis-regulatory region sequence-specific DNA binding; protein dimerization activity.